Lentinula edodes (shiitake mushroom) is the source of this 873-nucleotide messenger RNA. RefSeq lists its product as uncharacterized. NCBI's taxonomy places the organism in Eukaryota, Fungi, Basidiomycota, Agaricomycetes, Agaricales, Omphalotaceae. Bases 1 to 873 code for a protein of 290 amino acids. The record is from RefSeq and is a predicted model, not a curated record. The transcript has 2 exons.
AUGACCUCCCCUUCCAACGCAUUUCACCUUCGCCCGGUGUCAGAGAAGCGACAUUCGUCUGCUUCAAACUCUCCGACAGCGAGCUCCGAUAGUUCCUCACCGGCGGCGGAGAAGGGUAACGCGGUGACUUUUCGAGAGAAUAACAACCCCGUCGUGCUGAGAGAUCUCGAUCUAGACAACACCUUGCGGGGCAAAUUUCCAAAUCUUCCAGCUCCGCCCACAGGCCAUGACCUGAUGGCGAUGUUCCCUCCACCUGCGCCUUCUUUAGCUUCUAUGCCUCCAAACCGGAGGACGGAGGCAACGUCGGGAUAUUUCCAGCUGCAAGAACGAGCGUAUUUUGCUCAGGCAGGAAAGGAAAUCAUCCGUGUCAGAGUGGAUGUUGACAUGCGAGACAUGGCUAUGGAUGUGGAUGAGCGACCUAAUACAGACAAGCGGCGGAGUCGAGGAUUGGAUGUAGAUAUGGAUAUGGCAGCCCGCAGGAGAGACGAGGAAGUGCGCUUGCCUGGGCCCAGCAUACCACUACAGUCUCAAGUAUCGCCGCACUUGGCGACUAUGCGCAGCCCGAGAGAUCAUCGUGAGGACAUAGAACACGCCUCCCCGAGAGACAUACACUCAAAGCACUCGGCUCCCACUCAUCGUCGUAUGUCUAUUGACAGCCCACUCUCACACUCUCCCCCGAACUCGAGAUAUGCGUUCUCACCUGAAAACGAACAUGAUCACCGAGAUCUCAGACUCGCACCGCCUGAGUACAUGAACCCUAACUCGGUGUAUCCUCAACCUGACGAGUCAGAUGAAGCUUGGCGCCGACCCAUGCCGUACGCGGAAAGGAGAAGAGCUGGUAAACAUACUCGAAGGGUCGUCGUCAAAAAUUGA